CAGAUCUCGAUUCAUGAAAGUUAACGCACCUGUGACUAAUUAGUAGAGGCAGCUCAAUGCAGGGGAACGGUCGGUGGUGUUCCCGCAUUGUUUGUUUAGUCUGUCUCUCAGCGUGAUUGGGGUUCACUACAUUGUCUGUUUUAUUCCCCGGGUUCGGGCACUUGCAUUCCCGUGUCUGGCAUCAUGCAGGAUCUCAUAGCGGGAGUCCAGAAGAUUCGGUUCGAUCUGGAAGUGGACGUGCUUAUGCAGAAAGGGGCCCGGCCGCUCCCGUUCCCGGGAAUGGACAAGUCGGGCUCGGCAGUGUGUGAGUUCUUCAGCCGGGGACUCUGUAAAAGAGGAGCCAUGUGUCCCUUCCGUCACCUGCGUGGAGAGAAGUCCAUCGUGUGCAAGCACUGGCUGCGCGGGCUGUGCAAGAAGGGGGACCAGUGCGAGUUCCUGCAUGAGUACGACAUGAGCAGAAUGCCAGAGUGCUUCUUCUACUCCAAAUUCAGCGAGUGCAGUAACAAGGAGUGCCCGUUUCUUCACAUCGACCCUGCCAGUAAGGUCAAGGACUGCCCCUGGUAUGAUAGGGGCUUCUGUAAGCACGGUCCCCUCUGCAAACACAGGCACACCAGGAGAGUGAUCUGCCCCAAUUAUUCAGUGGGGUUCUGCCCAAAGGGAGCCCACUGCAAGUUUGUCCAUCCCAAAGCAGACUUGCCGACAUGCCCCUCAGAGCAGCACAAGCAUUCCAGCCAGCCUAUGGAGCUGGCUCCAGCCCCAGUGAUGAUUGACAUGGCACUCCUGGCCAGGCACCAGAACCUGCUGCUGCAGGAGAUCACUCCCUUCCCACACCUCUCCACUACCAUGAGCAUCGUCCACUACCAGCUGAGCCGGCUGCAGGAGGCAGGCACGUCAACACGAGGCUCCGCCCGGCCCAUCCACCUUGUCACCUGCUACAAGUGUGGAGAGAAGGGUCAUUACGCCAACAAGUGUGGAAGGAGGCACCAGGGCCUGCUGGCUGAGCACUGAGAGAAGGGCAUUGCUCUGGACCGUCCUCAAGGGGCUUCAACAGCCAGGGUCCAUUGAGGAGAAACAUUACAACAAGCAAUGUGAUUGGCUGACGCACUUUGAAGUCCAAGGAUUAACUGUUCAAAUGCAUUGGUUUACACGGUUAAUCAGGCAAUUUUAAAGUGAAGUUCUACAUUGUUUCUUUGUAUUGUUUAAAUGGAAAAGUUUGGUCGCAAGUGAUAUAAAUUUGAAGAUCUGUAAACGAUCUGGUAAAAGUAAAUACGUAUUCAAUUCAAAUAAUUUAAUAAAGUUGUUAAUUUUCUAAAUAAAGUUUAUAUUUGCA
Molecule: messenger RNA, 1330 nt
Organism: Acipenser ruthenus (sterlet)
Lineage: Eukaryota; Metazoa; Chordata; Actinopteri; Acipenseriformes; Acipenseridae
Product: cleavage and polyadenylation specificity factor subunit 4-like
Exons: 8
Coding region: 184-1008 (274 amino acids)
Molecular function (GO): zinc ion binding; RNA binding
Source: RefSeq, a predicted model, not a curated record